AUGGCCGGAGGUUUUGCAGUAGACGGUAAGGUCAGCGCCGGCUGCCACCGAGAAUUUAAGGCAAAGAUUACAUGGUAUGUAUGGAUCUGUGGAAUAAUCGCUGCUACCUGUGGGCUCAUGUUUGGAUACGACAUUGGGAUCUCUGGUGGUGUGACGGCCAUGGAUGAUUUCCUGGUGAGGUUCUUCCCGGCGGUGUACGCGCGGAAGCAUCGUGCCAAGGAGGACAACUACUGCAAGUUCGACGACCAGCGGCUGCAGCUCUUCACGUCGUCUCUCUACCUGGCCGCGCUCGCCACCAGCUUCGGGGCAUCCCUGGUGUGCACACGAUUUGGCCGCAAGCGCACCAUGCAGGCCGCCUCCAUCUUCUUCCUCAUCGGUGCUGGGCUAUGCGCUGGCGCCAUCAACAUCGUCAUGCUCAUCAUCGGACGCAUCUCCCUCGGCAUCGGCGUCGGCUUCGGCAACCAGGCGGCGCCGUUGUUCCUCUCCGAGAUCGCGCCAGCGCACAUCCGCGGUGCACUCAACAUCCUCUUCCAGCUCAACGUCACCAUCGGGAUCCUGGUCGCCAAUGUCGUCAACUACUACACCUCCAACAUCCACCCGGCCGGAUGGAGGUACUCGCUCGGCGGCGCAGGCGUCCCGGCGGCGGUGCUCUUCCUCGGAUCCCUCAUCAUCACCGAGACGCCCACGAGUCUCGUCGAGCGCGGGCACCGCGAGGCCGGCCGCACCAUGCUGGAGAGAAUCCGCGGCACCGAGGAGGUGGACGAUGAGUUCGACGAGAUCAAGUCCGCGUGCGAGACGGCGGCGGCGCUGUGCGCGGAGGAGAAGCCGUUCCGGAGACUUAGGCGUCGGGAGAGCCGGCCGCCGCUGGUGAUCGCCAUCGUCAUGCAGAUCUUCCAGCAGUUCACGGGCAUCAACGCCAUCAUGUUCUACGCUCCCGUACUGUUCCAGACCAUGGGCUUCGAGAGCAACGCAUCGCUCCUCUCCGCCGUGGUGACUGGUGGCGUCAACGUCGUCUCCACCCUCGUCUCCAUCAUCCUCGUCGACAAGAUCGGCCGCCGAAAGCUGCUCUUGGAAGCCUGCGUCCAAAUGCUCAUCGCCCAGGUGACGGUGGGUGGGAUCAUGUGGGUGCAAGUGAAGGCGAACAACAGCCCUAGCCACCCGUGGGCGCUGGCCAUUGUGGUGCUGAUCUGCGUCUACGUGUCCAGCUUCGCGUGGUCGUGGGGUCCACUCGGCUGGCUGAUCCCGUCGGAGACGUUCCCGCUGGCGAUCCGGACGGCGGGGUUCUCCUUCGCGGUGAGCUCCAACAUGUUCUUCACCUUCGUCAUUGCGCAGGCGUUCCUGUCCAUGAUGUGCACCAUGAAGGCUUUCAUCUUCUUCUUUUUCGCUAUCUGCAUCGUCAUCAUGGGGGUCUUCGUGCUCGCGCUGCUGCCGGAGACCAAGGGCGUCCCCAUCGACGAGAUGGUCGACAUGGUUUGGCGGCGGCACUGGUUCUGGAAGAGGUACUUCAGUGACGCCGACGACGCCAAGAUCAGUAACUGCUAGUGCUAGCUGCUGCUGACGAUAAGACCAGAUUCAGUUGUGUAUUUAUCAUUUGAUAUGAU
Molecule: messenger RNA, 1601 nt
Organism: Lolium rigidum
Lineage: Eukaryota; Viridiplantae; Streptophyta; Magnoliopsida; Poales; Poaceae
Product: sugar transport protein 8-like
Exons: 3
Coding region: 1-1542 (513 amino acids)
Biological process (GO): monosaccharide transmembrane transport
Cellular component (GO): membrane
Molecular function (GO): monosaccharide transmembrane transporter activity
Source: RefSeq, a predicted model, not a curated record